AUGGCUUCCACGUCCCCCAAGGAUGGCGCCAUGGCUGAAGUAUCGCCUACCACUCCGCUACCUCCUUCCAAUGGCGGAAUAGCAACUUGGAUGGGGGUCUUUGCGGCCUUCCUACUGUUUUUCACAACCUGGGGAUAUAGCACUGCGUAUGGCGCCUUCCAGCAGUACUAUCAGAUAGGUCCCUUGAGUAGCAGUUCGGCGUCGCAGCUGUCAUGGGUUGGGACUGUCAAUGCCUUCUUGCUCAUCUCCACGGGGGUGGUUGCCGGUCCCUUGUUCGAUCGAGGGUUUCUGAUCCAUCUGAUGACCGCCGGAUGUUUCCUUACGACGUUGGGACUCAUGAUGCUGAGCCUAUCAAGUACCUACUACCAGGUUUUGCUGUCCCAGGGACUCUGCUGCGGCAUUGGCAGUGGGCUGAUCUACGUGCCAGCCCUAUCCCUCGUGUCGAGGAGCUUCUCUACGCGGAGAGCAAUCGCCUUGGGAAUGGUCACCUGCGGUGCCAGUAUAGGCGGGGUGCUUUUCCCCAUCAUCUUCAUUAGGUUACAGCCUCGCAUCGGUUUCCCAUGGACAGUCCGAGUGAUGGGAUUCAUCCAGCUUGGAUGUUCCUGCAUCGCUGUACCUAUCCUCAUGGCCACCUCCAAGCCGAAACGGACGUCUCCUCGCCAUCUCAUCCACUGGCACGCGUUGAAGGAAUGGAGUUUCAACGCAUACGGUGUUGCCAAUUUCCUCAUAUUCAUGGGCUACUUCGUGCCUCUGUUUUACGUGCCGGUGUUCGCAUCACAGGUCCUGCACACCUCGACCGAGAUGGGUUUCUAUCUGCUUUCAGUGCUGAACGCCGGUUCCGCCGUUGGGCGCUUAGGGUCGGCCGCGGUCACGAAGCGGCUCGGAGCCGGUCAAGUCCUCAUCGUCAGUGUGGUGGCUUCAUCAGCGCUACUGUUCGGAUGGAUUAGCAUCACCACAUUGGCUUCCUUCGUCGUCUUCUGCGUCCUGUUUGGCAUCUUCUCCGGCGUGCUGAUCUCUGUGAACCCGCUCGUCAUGGCCCAUCCUGUGGUGUCGCCCACCCCUGCCAUGCUGGGCACGCGCAUGGGCAUGCAGUGGUUUGUCGGGAGUUUGGGAGUGCUGAUUGGGGCACCCAUCGCCGGUGUCAUCGAGACUCGCAGUCCUGGGAAUGGGUACCUAGGGCUACAAGUCUUCAGCGGCGCUGCCAUGACGGGCGGGGCAGUGUUCCUGCUUGGCCCGCUUCUUGCAGUCUGGGGGUAUGAUCGCAGGCUGACAGAGACUGUAUAG
Aspergillus tanneri is the source of this 1284-nucleotide messenger RNA. RefSeq lists its product as uncharacterized. Gene Ontology annotation, cellular component: fungal-type vacuole membrane. Gene Ontology annotation, biological process: transmembrane transport. NCBI's taxonomy places the organism in Eukaryota, Fungi, Ascomycota, Eurotiomycetes, Eurotiales, Aspergillaceae. The record is from RefSeq and is a predicted model, not a curated record. Gene Ontology annotation, molecular function: transmembrane transporter activity. The transcript has 2 exons. The coding region runs from base 1 to 1284 and encodes 427 amino acids.